Messenger RNA from Ictidomys tridecemlineatus (thirteen-lined ground squirrel), 9686 nucleotides. RefSeq names its product SLIT and NTRK like family member 3 (gene Slitrk3). Gene Ontology annotation, cellular component: GABA-ergic synapse; postsynaptic density membrane. The record is from RefSeq and is a predicted model, not a curated record. Gene Ontology annotation, molecular function: protein binding. NCBI's taxonomy places the organism in Eukaryota, Metazoa, Chordata, Mammalia, Rodentia, Sciuridae. Gene Ontology annotation, biological process: axonogenesis; positive regulation of synapse assembly.
CCUGAAACGUUCGGCGGUCCCCUCCUCUGCCCACCGCGCUUCCUUCUCCUGCUGGAGAAGUAAGGGUUCUUGAAUGGUGAGCUGUCAGGGGACGCACUGUGCCAACGGGAUCUCUUCGCCUUCGUGCUUUGCCUGAGAUCUCUCAAAUCCAAAUCGGAUUUGGUGUGUACAGCCAUACUGUUGUAUUUGUAUCUCCCCCCACCCCCCCUUCAGUGUCUGACCAAUGCUGGGAUCUGAGAUCUAGUCGCCCCCUUCCUGCUUUCUUUCCGCCUUUCCCCACCCCUUUCUUCUCUCAUCUACACACCACCCACCCCCACUCCCACCCAUCCAAAGGGCAAAGAGCAAAGACACUGGGAAAGAAAAGGGCUAGUUUCAUCUUCUCGAAUUGAAGGAGGCCUCGGGCAGGAAUUGCGCUGUGAGUGACAAUCUUUCAGGAAGACAGAAAUCCAGAGAACAAACCCGGGUUCUCUGGAACAGCGAAGCUCACCAUUGAAUCAAGAGCACCGAGAUUUAAAAUCAAACGACUCCAGUCCUGGGACACUCACGUAUCCUGCUUGCCAUCGAGGGCGUACGGAGCUGUGAUUGUGGGCUCCAGGUCACUGGCAUCGCCACGCUAGGUGUGCGCCCCGCUCUCCCAUUGGUAUGCAGCGACCAUUUCCUUGCAAGUCUCAGAGAUGGAAAUAUUUAAAAGGAUUCCGAUUGUGACUUGGUAGCUUUUCUGAAAGUUGGUGGCCGGAAGAGGAAAAAAUACAAGGCUACAGUAUGAAGGAUACAAUUGAACCUCCCAGAGAGUUUGCCCCUCCCGCUGGGAAGCCCCUCGGAGCAAACCUUGGAGAUCCUGAGCGCUCUGCACCUAUAGUGCCCAAUGAUGUGCUGCCGGUACCCAGGGACAGCAGCCACCGCGGCGGCAGCAGCGGCAGCAGCAAAGGCAACAGCAGCGGCCGCGGAGCUGGAAGCCUGCUGCAGCCCCUUCUCCUCCCUCCUCUACUGAGUGUGCCAAGAGGCAGUUCUGCAUCCUAAAGGAGCCCAUUGAAGAGCCCAUUGCAUUCUCAGCACGUCUCAAGCUUGCUUUUUUUUUUUCCGCUUUUUUUCCCCUUCAGCCCCCCACCCCCACCCCCCCAAACCCCCUUUGCUUCAGCUUCAGCAAGAGGAAGGGAGGGUGAAGGAAGGAGAAAGAAUCCUUAAACUCAAGGUUUUGCUUUUUUUUUUCUUUUAAAUAUUCAUUGCUUUAAAAAAAAAUCUCCUGCAAAAAUAGUUUUGUAAUCAACUACGAAUGAUGAAACGUUCCAUAGCUGAGAUGCUUCACAGAGGGAGGAUGCUGUGGAUAAUUCUUCUAAGCACAAUUGCUCUAGGAUGGACUACCCCGAUUCCCCUGAUAGAGGACUCAGAGGAAAUAGAUGAGCCCUGUUUUGAUCCAUGCUACUGUGAAGUUAAAGAAAGCCUUUUUCAUAUACAUUGUGACAGUAAAGGAUUUACAAAUAUUAGUCAGAUUACUGAGUACUGGUCAAGACCUUUUAAACUAUAUCUGCAGAGGAAUUCGAUGAGGAAAUUAUACACCAACAGUUUUCUUCAUCUGAAUAAUGCUGUGUCCAUUAACCUUGGGAACAAUGCUUUGCAGGACAUUCAAAUGGGAGCUUUCAAUGGUCUUAAGAUUUUAAAGAGGCUGUAUCUACACGAGAACAAACUAGAUGUCUUCAGAAACGACACCUUCCUUGGCCUGGAAAGUUUGGAGUAUCUGCAGGCAGAUUACAAUGUUAUUAAGCGCAUUGAGAGUGGGGCCUUUCGGAACCUAAGCAAAUUAAGGGUUCUGAUUUUAAAUGAUAAUCUCAUCCCCAUGCUUCCAACCAAUUUAUUUAAGGCUGUCUCUUUAACCCACCUGGACCUGCGUGGAAACAGGUUAAAAGUUCUUUUUUACCGAGGAAUGCUAGAUCACAUUGGCAGGAGCCUGAUGGAGCUCCAGCUAGAAGAAAAUCCAUGGAACUGUACAUGUGAGAUUGUACAACUGAAGAGUUGGCUGGAACGCAUUCCUUACACUGCCCUGGUGGGAGACAUCACCUGUGAGACACCAUUCCAUUUCCAUGGAAAGGACCUUCGAGAAAUCAGGAAGACAGAACUCUGUCCUUUGUUGUCUGACUCUGAGGUGGAGGCUAGUUUGGGGAUUCCCCACUUGUCAUCAAGCAAGGAGAAUGCAUGGCCAACUAAACCUUCCUCAAUGUUGUCCUCUGUCCAUUUUACUGCUUCUUCUGUUGAAUACAAGUCUUCAAACAAACAGCCUAAGCCCACCAAGCAGCCCCGGACACCAAGACCACCCUCUACAUCCCAGGCUUUAUACCCUGGUCCAAACCAACCUCCUAUUGCUCCUUAUCAGACCAGACCACCAAUUCCCAUUAUAUGCCCUACUGGGUGUACCUGUAAUUUGCAUAUCAAUGACCUUGGCUUGACUGUCAACUGCAAAGAGAGAGGAUUUAAUAACAUUUCUGAACUUCUUCCAAGGCCACUGAAUGCCAAGAAACUGUACCUGAGUAGCAAUCUGAUUCAGAAAAUAUACCGUUCUGAUUUCUGGAAUUUUUCUUCUUUGGAUCUCCUGCAUCUGGGGAACAAUCGUAUUUCUUAUGUCCAGGAUGGGGCCUUCAUCAACCUGCCCAACCUAAAGAGCCUCUUUCUCAAUGGCAACGAUAUCGAGAAGCUGACACCGGGCAUGUUCCGCGGGCUACAAAGUUUGCACUACUUGUACUUUGAGUUCAAUGUGAUCCGGGAAAUCCAGCCUGCAGCCUUUAGCCUCAUGCCCAACUUGAAGCUGCUGUUUCUCAACAAUAACUUGCUGAGGACCUUGCCAACAGAUGCCUUUGCAGGCACAUCCCUGGCUCGGCUCAACUUGAGGAAGAACUACUUCCUCUAUCUUCCUGUGGCUGGUGUCCUGGAACACUUGAAUGCUAUUGUCCAGAUAGACCUCAAUGAGAAUCCUUGGGACUGCACUUGUGAUCUGGUCCCCUUUAAACAGUGGAUUGAAACCAUCAGCUCAGUCAGUGUGGUAGGUGAUGUGCUUUGUAGAAGCCCCGAAAACCUCACACACCGUGAUGUGCGUACUAUUGAGCUAGAAGUCCUGUGCCCAGAGAUGCUGCAUAUUGCACCAGAUGGAGCAUCCCCAGCCCAGCCUGGAGAUUCUCACUUUGUUGGGGGACCAACAAGCGAAUCACCUUAUGAGUUCUCUCCCCCUGGGGGUCCUGUGCCACUUUCCGUGUUGAUUCUUAGCCUGCUAGUUCUGUUUUUUUCAGCAGUCUUUGUUGCUGCAGGCCUCUUUGCCUAUGUGCUUCGAAGGCGUCGCAAGAAGCUGCCCUUUAGGAGCAAGCGACAAGAAGGUGUGGACCUUACUGGCAUCCAGAUGCAAUGCCACCGGCUGUUUGAGGAUGGUGGAGGUGGUGGUGGUGGAAGUGGGAGUGGAGGCCGGCCCACCCUUUCCUCCCCAGAGAAGGCUCCUCCUGUGGGCCAUGUGUAUGAGUACAUCCCCCACCCAGUGACCCAGAUGUGCAACAACCCCAUCUACAAGCCUCGUGAGGAGGAGGAAGUGGCUGUUUCAGCUGUCCAGGAGACGGGGGGUGCAGAACGUGGAGGUUCUGGGGGAACACAACCUCCAGGAAUGGGUGAGGUUCUCCUAGGAAGUGAGCAGUUUGCUGAAACACCCAAGGAGAACCACAGCAACUACCGGACCUUGCUGGAAAAAGAGAAGGAAUGGGCCCUAGCUGUUUCUAGCUCCCAGCUCAACACCAUAGUGACGGUGAAUCACCAUCACCCUCACCCUCACCACUCAGCAGCUGGUGGGGUCUCAGGGGUGGUUGGGGGAACUGGGGGAGACUUGUCUGGGUUCCGCCACCAUGAGAAGAACGGCGGGGUGGUGCUCUUUCCUCCUGGGGGAGGCUGUGGCGGUGGCAGUAUGCUGCUUGACCGUGAGAGGCCACAGCCCGCCCCCUGCACAGUGGGAUUUGUGGACUGUCUCUACGGCACAGUGCCCAAAUUAAAGGAACUCCACGUCCACCCCCCUGGCAUGCAAUACCCAGACUUACAGCAGGACGCCAGGCUUAAAGAAACCCUUCUCUUCUCAGCCGGAAAGGGCUUCACAGACCACCAAACCCAAAAAAGCGAUUACCUCGAGUUAAGGGCCAAACUUCAAACCAAGCCGGAUUACCUCGAAGUCCUGGAGAAGACAACCUACAGGUUCUAACAGAAAGAAGAAAAUAAAUUAGUGCUUUUUUUUUUCUUUCCACAAAAGAAAAAAAGGAAAAUAAAAGAAAUAUGUCCCUUGCUCCUUUUACACUUGUCCCAAUAACUCCAUCCUCACAAUCUUCCCCACCCUGAAGAGAACCGAAACCGCAUGAUAACUAGAGAAUACAGAUGUAUGCUCUCCCCUCUCAGAUGUGAUUUGGAGGAAGGGCCAUACUCAGAUCAUUAAUCAAUGAAGUGCCUUCGCAGACUUUUGCCAGCAAAUGUUAUCAUUAUUUUUUUAUACUGAAACUUGAGACUUUGACUGUGCCAUGUAUAAGGUAUAUUGGGGAUCGUUGUAUUGAUCCUAAUUAAGUAAAAUUCAAUGUGUCUUUUUAUUUUCAGUAACUUUUUUUUUCCCUUUUAUUGUAGCUUCAUUUGAAAGGGAGGGGGGUUGACAUUUGUGGCUUUCUUUCCUCUUCUCAUCAUGGCACAGAUUCUGUACAUGUAUUAACAAUGCAGUUUGCUGCAUGCCUGAAAACUGCAAGACGGGGAGGGAGGGGGCGGGUCUUGCUCGAAUGUUCUCACUCACUCUCUUGUCUCUCAUACCCAUAUGCAAACCACAAAUCCCUGCUUAUGGUUAGGUCCCUAAACCUGCAUUUGGCGCAGGUACACACACAAACACACACACACACACACACACACACAGUCACACACAGUCACACACAAACCAAUCUGCUUAGUUCAGGUUUGAUCCAUUUCUCUCCUCUCCAUAGCUCCACCUGCCCUUCACUUGUAGUGUACAGCUCACAGCAUCUCUCCUACCACCCUGGGAAAAGUCACAUUCGAAGCUGGAUCCUACUGAAGUAAAGGCCUGGUGGUUUAACAGCUGGAGAUACACACCUAGGGUUGAGCACCCUCUUUGUGACAUUUCAUCCUGAUGCCAAGAUUUUUUGGAGAACAUCUGCACUUUCUUAUAUAUAUAUAUAUAUAUACAUAUAUAAAUAAUAUUAAAAAAUAAAAAGCAACUGGGUAUAUAUCACUAACAGCUUUGUAGGAAGCACUUUUAAUGUUUUCUCUCUCACACACAAAGAUUCAAAAGAAAUGUGCAUAUAUUUAUUCUGUAAUUUCAGUGAUUAUAAAUUGUAAAGGUAAUGUUUAAUCAUUGUAUAGUGAUUAUGCGUCUGGUAUAGCUUUCCUAAUAAAAAGUUUUUGAAAAACAUAAUACAUUAUAUAUAGAAGAUACAAAGCUUGAACCUUAAAUUUCAGCUAUGCCAUGCCUUUUGUGCUCCCAUUUAAAAAGGAUUAUUUCUUUUACAUGUUAUACUGAACGCUAAUUUAUUAACAAGUUUGAUGCACUGUGAUGUUGACAAAUUUUAAAAUCCAUCAUCCCUAUCCCAACCCAGGAUACAAUUGGUAUUUAUCAAAAUCUGAUUUAUAGUUCACUUCUUUUUCUUCGACUGUGAAUUUCAAACUUAUUAACCUGAUGAGGCACUGUCUCUUAGACAGGAUGCAACUGGGAGAAAAUAAAGCAGCUAGAUUGUGAAGAAAUACAGGAUUACUCAGGACAAGUAAUCAAGGAUCCAUGCAUCUUAAGAUACUAAAUGACAUAAGGAAAAAGGAAAGUGAAAUUGCUAUUCUUUAUAAAAUAUGCACUAAAAUUACACAUACACCUUCAUCCACCCAUUCCUAUUUACACAUAUACACACAAGUAAAUCAAAAUCAAAGGCCUUGAAGCUGAGUGGACUGUCAAAAUAGUAUUAUUUGUGAAAGUUGUCACUGUUUUGUUUGACCAUUGUUUUUCCCAACCACUUUCAGCAAAUGGCCCCAGGAUGGCUUGAAGUAAGACAGAAGACGCUGAAUGAAUUUUCCUUUCUGUAUGACAUUAAAAUGAUGUUGAAAAAUUAACUUGACAAUAGUUCAAGUUAUGAUCCAUUUACAUGUGAGUGAAACCAAAGAAAAUUGGAUUUUUAAGAUGCCAGUCUUGCUAAAAUGCAACCAGAGCGCUCUGAAGCUGGCAUUUAUCCCAUUAGGCCAGUAGAGGGCAGCAGAGCUUCAAAGAUCCACAGAUUCUGUAGGCACAGAAUUGUGCUGUGAGGUCGAUGUUUUCACCUAGUUUCCUCAACCUGCCCUUAGUAAAAAUUAUCAUUAUGUGUUGAAUGUAAUUCGUCAUAAGUCACUGAUGCCUUACAUCAUAUUUUUUUUUCUCACAGAAAUGAGUGAUACCAACAGCUUCUAAAGCUGUGUGGAAGAAAUAGUAGGAGGGCAUUGUAUUUUUUUUUUUUUAAACGUCCUACAAAUUUCUAGAACUUAUCGAUAUAACUCUUGAUUAAUUAUAUAUAGCUUCUAAUAUACAGAUGUAUACAAAGACAAAUCCCAAGUAUUUCAAUUAUAAGUCAAACUUUCAGGACUACCUUGCAUUUGACAUGUUGUGUCUACAACUUUUGCCCUCUGUUAUUGGAAGUACGUUUUGGACUUAGUUUAGAAAUGAACAAAAAGCCCUUGAACAUAAAUGAUUAUUUAUUCAUGCACAAUAUUGAAACAAAAUUCUUAUACAAGAGAAACAAAAUUCUUAUUCAAUAGAGUUAGGGCCACUAUUAAAUAGGUCAUUUCUUUUUCUUCUUCUUUUUUGUUUUAACUUUCCUAUAGGUUAUCUUUUUCUAGUUAACUCACCUUGCUUAUUUCUUCUUCCUCCUCCUCCUCGUCCUUGUCCUCGUCCUCCUCCUCUUCUUCUUCUUCUCCUUCUCUUUCUUCUUCAUGGGAGCCAGUGCUAUUCCUUAAAAGUGUUUUAAAACUCAAUUUAUGGAGUCCCUUUAAAUUAGUGUUUCAUCAUAUCUCCAUUUCAUCCAAUCAAAUAUUUUGAAUAGGAGAAAAGCAUACAUAAGAGUGGAAAGCUAGAUGCUUCUGGUAUUUACUUAAUAAACAUGCUCAUCUCCAUAACAGGCAUAUUAUACAAACCAGGUGAAAGUAUAAUUCCUAGAGACCCUGGUGCUUUCAACAUUUGAAAAAUGAGGCUCCAUAAACUAUAUUGAAUUAUGAUAUAACUUGCUAAUUAUAAUGUUUAUAUUUUAUUUAUCAAAUACAGAAAGUGAGCCUGUCUUGUCUUAAAUAUAGGUAGUAAUUUCACCCUUGAAUAAAAAUACAUUUAUUUAUUUAGUGGAAAUAAAUUUAUAUGAGAACGGAAUUUUGUAUUUGAGAGAAUUUUUUUUUUCUUCCAUGGACUUUUCUACCCCCUGGAUAGGGUCACUUGUUUUAAUUUUGUAUUAAUAUCAAUUAAGUUGGAUUUAAAUUAUAAUACCAGAUAUGAUUCUAUAAAGUACUAUGGCUAUUAAUAUAGGUACAGAUUAGCAUCUGCUUUAUGCUUCUGCUGCAGUAAAAUAUUUAUUUUUAAGAAAAAAAUAGACAACUAAUUCACUUUCUAGCAGUGUUCUGCUACUGAAACAGAUCCAGAUUGGACAGAUAUUUGCCAUUAUUCAUUGCUAUUUUUAUUACUAAUUCUAGUAAUAAUAUUUGGAAGUAACAAACAUAUUGUAAUGUCCCUUCAACAUGUUUAGUGAAAAAUAAUUGCAAAUGAACUAUUAGUUUAAUUCAGCAAUAGCUUUAAUAUGUUAUAUAUAAUUUUGUGGUAUUAUUUGUGUGGAUGCUUUUAUAUUUUUAUUUAGAAAGACAUAUUAUUUCAUCUAAUUGCAAAAUACUUUAAAAAUAAGUAUGAUGAAUACCAUAUUUUUAAUAAAAGUUCAGAGAGAGAAUCACAAGGAAAAGUUUUAAUGACUGAGUUUGAAAUUUUAUUUUCUUACCUGGGAAUUUUAGUUUUAAACUUUGAUAUCUGAACAAAGCAGUAUUUGUAUUUUGGAUUAUGAAAACCCAUAUUACAAUUAUGAAGCAGAAGACCUUUUUAGCCAUCUAAAAAUAUCAUUUUGAUUCAUUUAACAUAGAUCUAUUAUUUGUAUAGCCCUGUCUUUUUGAAAUUGUGUGGUCUAAGCUGAAAAAUGUAGCACUUUUUGUGAAAUGGCGAUGACAAAGGGAACAUUAAUAAAAUGCUUCACAAAAUGUGAGGCCUAUAUUUACAAUGAUAAGUCAAGAUACUGUGAGAGGAAAUGAUAAUAAAAGGUCAGGCCAUCUUAAAUGACUUGAGCUAUUUUACCCUGAACUUAGACAUUUAUAGCUUAUACUUAACUCGAUAUCAUCAACUAUGAAAAUUCAGGUAAACAGAACAUAAAUAUCACUAAAUUCACCAUGUAAAUGUUCUACUGACUCAAUUAUAGGCCUUUAAAGUAAUAGGAGCAAUAACACAUGUGCAAUUGGGCAAUCAUGUGUAUAUUCAUAUAUACACAUAGCACUAUUAUAUAUGUAUAUACAUUGUAUAUACAUGUAUAUAGUUUAUAUAUGCUGGAUUAUACUUAUAUGUAAAAUAUGCAUUUUUCUUACAUGUUUAACACUAGUUUUAUGCAUUUAUUUUUCUUGCUUCUGUCUAGCCACCAUCCAAGUGAAGCUUGGUGAUGUUAUAAGCCUCACUUUGGAAAUCUUCACAUGUAAAAAGUAAAACUGUAAUUAAUAUUUCUGAAUUUAAAAGUUCUUUCAUCUUCCACUUUGUUUCAUUUUGUUAUUUAAUUUAUAGGGGACAAAUCUCAGUCAAAUUGUGAUUAGAUUUUAAAUCUUCACAGUAAAAGAAACUCAUUUCUCUAAGUAUGCAACAUGUCAAAUCAAAAACAAGUGCUUCUUUCUUCAUUUUUCUAUUUCUAGAAUAAACCUUACAGGUGGAAACAAUUUUAGUAGCUUUAUCAAUUAGACAAGACCUUUGUAAUCAAAAUAUAUAGAAAAACUGGAAUUUGAAGGUAAAAUGUAAGAGAGGUAAAGAACCAGUUUAAGACAUUCAUCAUCGUAGUUUACCUCUUUCAACAUUAAUAAUAGUAGAAAUGACCACUUUUAGUAUGCUCAUAUGGAAUCUAAACUGAAAAGGAAGAUGUUUUUCAUAUCAAGAAAGCGGGCAUAUGUCAGGAUUGUUAGUUGUAAAGACAAUGUUUUGGCCUGCUUCUUUAAUUCUGAAAACAUCUGCUCCUGAGAAUAAUAUACAUACUUUUGACAAAAUGUUUUAUUUCCAUUCUAUUAUACUUAUAUAUGUGGUUUGUUAUAUGGUUUAAAAAAAUUUUAAUAGAAAAUAAUACAUAUAUACUUAUAGAUAUAUAGCCACAUGGGGACUAUAAUAAAUUUACGGUUUGACCCAACCCUUCUAACAUCUUUGAAGAGUUGAAAUGUGAUAAACAUCACUAAAAAAGGCUUUCUUCAUUACCUCUCAGUAACAGAAAGGUCCAGUAUGUCAAAUUUGAUUUUUUAAAAAUACAUUGUUAUGAGAAGAAUGAAAUCACAGUUUCCAGUAUAUUGUAUCAAAGCCUAACAAAUUCCAUCAAAAAGAAUGUGCUAAUGACCAACUAAAAACAAAAUUGAAUGCUUUGUUUCAAUUAAAUUGUAAUGUUCUCUUGACCAUGAAA